AAGAAAAUGGACCCCAUCUACUUGUGGUAGCAGAACAAACUAAAGUCUUCACACACCGGGGAGGCAAUGUCACACUGCCAUGUAAAUUUUACCAUGAACACACAUCAACAGCUGGCUUAGGAACCCACAAAAUCCGGGUGAAGUGGACCAAACUCACCUCAGAUUACCUCAAAGAAGUGGAGGUCUUUGUUGCAAUGGGACAUCACAAAAAGAGCUAUGGAAAUUACCAGGGCAGAGUGUUUCUGAAGGAGACCAGCAAGAAUGACGCCUCUCUUAUAAUCACAGAUAUCAUGCUGGAGGAUUAUGGACAAUAUAAGUGUGAGGUGAUUGAAGGUUUAGAGGAUGAUACAGCAGUGGUGACUCUGGACUUAGAAGGUGUGGUGUUCCCGUACUCCCCGCGGCUGGGGCGGUACAACCUGAACUUCCAUGAGGCCCAGCAGACGUGCCAGGACCAGGACGCUGUCAUUGCUGCCUUUGACCAGCUCUACAAUGCCUGGCAAGGGGGGCUGAACUGGUGCAAUGCUGGCUGGCUCAGCGAUGGCUCCGUGCAGUACCCCAUCACCAAGCCCCGUGAGCCCUGCGGUGGCAGAAACACCAUGCCAGGGGUCCGGAAUUACGGUUUCUGGGAUAAGGAUAAAAGCAGAUAUGAUGUCUUCUGUUUUACUUCAAACUUCAAUGGUCGGUUUUACUACCUAAUACACCCAACCAAAUUGACCUACGAUGAAGCCGUUCAGGCUUGCUUGAAGGAUGGGGCACAGAUCGCCAAAGUUGGCCAGAUAUUUGCUGCCUGGAAACUGCUAGGAUAUGAUCGCUGUGAUGCUGGCUGGCUGGCUGAUGGCAGCGUCCGCUACCCAAUCUCUAGGCCAAGAAAACGCUGCAGUCCUAAUGAAGCAGCAGUUCGCUUUGUAGGCUUCCCUGAUAAAAAGCACAAGCUCUAUGGUGUCUACUGUUUCAGAGCAUACAACUGAAAAUACCUAGAGUACAACAGUUUUAAAUUCAUUAAGAACAUGUGAAAGAUUUCUUUUCGAUAAGAACUCAUGCAAGUUACCAAAACUGUGAUAAACCUUUUUUACUUACUGUAAAGAGUUGUUUUCAUAAACCCAACCCAUUAAUUUUUUUUUGUCUUAAUAUUUUUUUAAAAGUAUAAUUCCAUAGAUAUUUUAAAUUAAUAUAAUUUAAUGUGAGCUCUAGAUAAGGAAGUCUUAGAGUCAAAUUCUUUAAGCUACAUCAUCCCAACAAAAUAUACUUUCCAUGAAUGGGGCAUGCAAUAGAGCUUGGUGGUUGCUAGGACUCACAGAAGGUAAGGCUACUCAAAGCAGAAACUUUUACAAGCACAAAUUUUACACGUUUGUACCAUUUUGAGAGGCACUG
Molecule: messenger RNA, 1371 nt
Organism: Tinamus guttatus (white-throated tinamou)
Lineage: Eukaryota; Metazoa; Chordata; Aves; Tinamiformes; Tinamidae
Source: RefSeq, a predicted model, not a curated record